AUUUUUUCUGUCUCUGAGAGAAAAUCGCACGCCUAUGGAAAGAGGUUGAGGAUAAGCCACUUGUGGGGAGCUCGUGCAGGAACCACUUCCCACGACUCCCCAUUCCCAUCAACGGCUCAGGAUUCACUACCCCAGUGGGCAAGAAAAAUCUAUUACCGUAGUAGCCAUACAACAUCUUAGUUUCGCUACUAUCUUUGCUCCCACAUUUUUGAGAAAUCAAGAGCAAAACAGGGAGGUACGUGCUCCUGGUAGAUAAGAUAAUGGCUUCUCUUCCCAUUGGCUUUGCUUCUCCUUCUGUUAGGGUGUAUGCAGCCACUGCAGCAGGAGGAAGCAAAGAGGAGAAGGGGCUUCUUGAUUGGAUUCUUGGGAGUAUGCAAAAGGAAGAUCAGUUCUAUGAGACUGACCCCAUCCUCAAGAAAGUGGAGGAGAAGAACAGCGGUGGCACCACCAGUGGCCGCAGGAACUCUGUUGCUGUGCCUCAGAAGAAGAAGAAGAAUGGUGGCUUUGGUGGGCUGUUUGCCAAGAAAGAUUAAAUUUGUCUGUUAAUCUUAAUCUGUCUGCAUUUGAUGAUUCUUGAACUCUUGUGUUUCUAUCUCUUGUAGGCUGCUUACUCUUUUUGGUCCCUUCUCUUCCAUGUCGAAGAGUUAUGAAUUCAUUAUUGUUACUUGUAACUGUAUGAAUUAAUUUAUUGGUUAAUGCAA
Molecule: messenger RNA, 701 nt
Organism: Populus euphratica (Euphrates poplar)
Lineage: Eukaryota; Viridiplantae; Streptophyta; Magnoliopsida; Malpighiales; Salicaceae
Exons: 1
Coding region: 261-533 (90 amino acids)
Cellular component (GO): chloroplast
Source: RefSeq, a predicted model, not a curated record